Molecule: messenger RNA, 1364 nt
Organism: Olea europaea var. sylvestris
Lineage: Eukaryota; Viridiplantae; Streptophyta; Magnoliopsida; Lamiales; Oleaceae
Exons: 3
Coding region: 69-1016 (315 amino acids)
Source: RefSeq, a predicted model, not a curated record
UUGUUACAGACCCCGACCUUAAACGUUCCAAAUCGACAGCUUCCAUUUUAUACUCUCUCCACGCAGCAAUGGUUUGCUCCGUGUCGGCGGGGAAAUCCGGGCCAAACUGGCUAGAACGGCUUCGUUCCUCCAGAGGGUUCCCCUCCGGCGACGCUUCCAACCUUGAGAAUUUCCUCAACAACCCGACUUCGCCGGACCUUAAACAACCAGAUCCAAUCCCGGAUCACAACCCUGACCCGAAUCCAUCCCAAAAUGACCCGGGUUUCGAUCGAAUCCAGAAGGAGGAUAACCAAUUGUUUGAUGUAAUGACCAAUGUCCUCUUCGACCUCUUCAAUUAUGGAGACUCCAAUAAUGGUAAUUUUGCAAAAAUCAAGAAACCCUGUCGAAAACAGUCAAACCCUAGAAUUUAUAUUCCUUCGAAUAAUGACAUUAAUGAGAAUAUUAACGUGCAUUCCGAGAAGGAGUCAAGAAGUGAUGAUGAUAACAGUCAAGUGGCUGGGGUGAAGGAGUCGAGUGAGAAUUUAGUAUUAAGAAGAAAUGAAGAGGAAGGUGAUACGAGUAAAGGGAAUUUGUCAGGAUUUUCGCUGACUGAGGUGACUGUUAUAGACACGAGCUAUAAGUCGUGGAAAUUCGAGAAAUUGUUGUACAGGAAGAAGAAUGUGUGGAAGGUUCGCGAUAAGAAGGGCUCAAGUGUGAAUGUGGGUAGUAAAAAGAAGAGGAAACAGAGCGCAAGCUUCUUGGAUGGGGAGAAGAAGCAGAAGGUUGUAGAUAAGGAAGCAAGUGGACGAGAGCGUGAGUUCGAGUUGAAUGAAGUAUCUUAUCAGACAAAUAAAUCAGUGGAAGGUCAUGAAAGGGCUCUGGACACGGCCGGCAAGAUUCUCAAAAAGAAGGAAGCGAACUUGAAAUCGGCAAAAGGAAGCACGCCAGUUAUUCUUAUUAAGAGUAUUCCCCCCAGUAAGAAAAAUGGAAUAAGCAUUACCAAAAACUGUAUGAAGUCAAAACAGAAUAAACCUUGAGAAGUAUGCUGUUUGGAAGUUCUGAGGAAGGAGUUGGAAGUCAUCUGGGUUGUAAGCUAGUAGCAUCUGAAAGAUUGGAGAAUGAGCACAAAUCUGGUGCUUGCAAACUGUUAAGAGAGUUAAGGAAUUCUUUAUUGUGUAUGUUCUUCCUGUGCCUUAGUCUCUGUAUUUUUAUAAUUAUUUUGCUCUCUGCAACCCAUGAAGGGGAAGGGAGGGAAAGGUGUUCAGUAUUCAACAUCAAGAUGCAUUUUAACUAACUUGUCUGUCAACAAUAACAUGGGAAGUCAGUGGCCUUUUGUAAGCUAAUGAAGUUCAUAUCAAUGCAAUUGACAAAUACUUAGUUUUUUA